This is a messenger RNA of Orussus abietinus, 2836 nucleotides long. Its product is annotated as protein glass. NCBI's taxonomy places the organism in Eukaryota, Metazoa, Arthropoda, Insecta, Hymenoptera, Orussidae. The coding region runs from base 1 to 1329 and encodes 442 amino acids. The record is from RefSeq and is a predicted model, not a curated record. The transcript has 6 exons.
AUGGAGUUCCUGCAGAGCCAUCACUCGGCCAACACCACCGAGACACCCUACAUCCUCGGCACAGGGUCCGUAGGUAGCAUCGAGGCGACGAUCCCCUCGGGCCUGUGCUCAGGUGCGCUGGGAGUGCUCUCGAGCGAGGACACGUUGGCGGACGGGCAGAAUGAGGUGGGACUAGGGUCCUUGCAGGGCACCCUGCGCCUGCAGGACCUGCAGAGCUCGCCGGAGGACCUCGGCGCCGAGCAGGCCCAGCAGAUCCAAAAUUCGGCCCAAAGUCAGGUGGUCGGCGAGUUCGGGGCCAGCUUCUGGGUGGACGACAUGGCCGGCUUCCCCCUGCCGCCCCUGGACCUCGAUCCCCUGCCCCCUGGCCUCUUCAGCCCCUGCUCGGGCACCUACAACUGGGGAUGCACCAGGGGCGAGUGCGUGCCGAGGACGAGCAACGCAAACGGCGAGGAGGUGGCGGAUGUCCUGUUGUCCCUGAAACACGCAGUAGUGCAUCCUGGGAGUCCCACGGGAGGAUAUUACGGUUCUGGAGCGCCCUCUCACCAUUACCCUCAGGACUAUGCACAGAACCUGGGGGCUCCGGUGCUGCCCUCGCACUACACUCCUGGCCCCGUCAUGUCCGUCAACGUCUCCAUGAACAUGACCAUGAACAUGAACAUGCACCACGGGUACGAGCAGAGCUAUUCGUCGGCGUGGGGAGUCGAGCCCCUGCUGAGCCCUGCCCCCCAGUACAACCCCGUGGAGCCUGCGGCGAGGGUGAACCAACCCCCGGCCAAUGGACUCAUCGGGGCGCACCCCCACGGACAUCCGCACCCCCACCCCCACCCCCGGCUCCAAGCCGGCGAGCAUGCGCUCUGCAUCGGGGGGGUGGGGGCCAACGUCACCCCCGACGACAACGGGCGACCUAACCUCUGCCGCAUCUGCGGGAAAACCUACGCUCGGCCCAGCACCCUCAAGACCCACCUCAGGACCCACUCCGGGGAGAAGCCCUUCAGGUGUCACGCGUGCUCGAAGGCGUUCAGCCAGGCAGCCAACCUGACGGCGCAUGCGCGGACGCACUCGGGUGAGAAACCGUUCCGUUGUCCAGUCUGCGACCGGCGAUUCUCCCAGAGCAGUUCGGUGACGACUCACAUGAGGACGCACUCCGGAGAGCGGCCCUAUAGUUGCCGGUUCUGCAAGAAGGCCUUCUCCGACAGCUCGACCCUGACGAAGCACCUGCGCAUCCACUCGGGGGAAAAGCCGUACCAGUGCAAGCUCUGCUUGCUCAGGUUCAGUCAGAGCGGGAACCUCAACAGGCACAUGAGGGUCCACGGGGGUUCCCUGACGUGACACAGCCUCGACGGCGACCCCAAGGAUGGCGAAACGUUUCCAGGAUGCCGCAGGGUCCCCGUGAUCCGACGUGGGACGAGCUCCCAACGGGAGCAGUAGGACGGACCCCUGGAGAGGGUCCAGGGUCCCGAUUCUUGAGUUCACACGGUGAACAAGAAUUGCGAAAGCACGAGGGACCUGAUUCUCGAGUUUAUGCGAUUUUCCUUUCUUUCGCCUACGAAUAGAUGUACAGGAAAAAUCUCGCAUCGCUGCGAAGUCGCAUAGUUGGUCAACGUUUGAAAGUCGUAUACUAAAUUGUCAACUCUUGGAUGCGAAAGUUGAUGUACAUGAUGCACAUGAAAAAUCUCACGUUGUUGCGAGUCGCGUUGUUGGUCAACAUUUGAAAGUCGUAUACCAAAUUGUUAACUCUUGCAUGCGAAAGUUGAUGUACAUGAUGCACGUGAAAAAUCUCGCGUUGUUGGUCAACGUUUGAAAGUCGUAUACCAAAUUGUUAACUUUGGCAUACAAAAGUUGAUGUACAUGAUGCACAUGAAAAAUCUCGCGUUGUUGGUUAACGUUUGAAAGUCGUAUACCAAAUUCUCAACUUUGACAUACAAAAGUUGAUGUACAUGAUGCACGUGAAAAAUCUCGCGUUGUUGGUCAACAUUUGAAAGUCGUAUACCAAAUUCUCAACUUUGGCAUACAAAAGUUGAUGUACAUGAUGCACAUGAAAAAUCUCACAUUGUUGCGAGUCGCGUCAUUGGUCAACGUUUGAAAGUCGUAUACCAAAUUGUCAACUUUAGCAUACAAAAGUUGAUCUAACAAAGUCGAGAGAAUGGUGGCCCAAGAAAUUGAUAGUACAUAGCUUGUAUACGACAUUCAACAGUUGACCAAUGACGCGACUUCGCAACGCAAAACCUUUUCAUGCGAAUCCUCUCGUAUGCGAAAAAAAAAUCCGUAUUAACUCGAGAUCGGGCUCCAGGAGGUUCUCGCCACGAAGACGAGCGCCCUCUUCAGGGCUGCUCGACUUCCAAGGAGUCCAUCGUCGAGAUGGAUGUAUAUACUUUGAUAAGACGUUGGAGAUAACGUUGCUGGGUUGUGUCCAGGUCCUGAAUUCCUACAAGCCCCAAACCGGCGUACACCCUAAAAAGUCCCAUUCCAAGUCCCCCAAAAAUCUAGAAAUUCCCCCAUAACCUAAAACCCCCCAGAAUACUGAUUAAAAAACCCGAAGGAAUCCCAAGAAUGAUAAGAAAGUCUCGGAAGUCGAUUAACAUCCCCCAGCCCCCUUAAACAAUGGGACGAAAAAGGUGGAAGAUAUUAAAAAAUGGAUUACAUUAAACUCGGAUUAAAAGUGGACAUAACUAGCGAUUAGACUAACCGGAGGUUAACGGAAAAGGACAUGGAUUAAUGAAUGAAUUAAUCCUGGGAAAAGGACGGGGUGUGUCCACCCUCGUCGCUAAUAGGCCUGCAGCAUUCACCACAGCACCGUUGAUUAUUGUACAAAUAUUGUAUUUAUUAUAAUUUUUAU